AUGAAUAAGCACCCUAACUUGAGUUACUCCAACAACAACACCUUAAAUCCCUUGUUUCCUAAUCCACAACAACAACAACAACCAAGAAAGCCUCCAGGUAUUGAGGAAACAAUGAUGAGUUUCAUGAAAAUGACUCAAAGUAACUUUGAAGAAAUGAAGAAGGGUCAAGACCUUGAAAGGAAGAACAAUGAAGCCUCAAGGAAAAUGCUUGAAACACAACUUGGGCAAUUAGCUAAGCAGUUGGCUGAACAGAACAAAGGGGGAUUCUCAGGAAAUACUCAAGAGAACCCUAAAAAUGAAACUUGCAAUGUUAUUGAGUUGAGGAGUAAAAAGGUUUUGACACCUUUAGUUCCAAAAGUUCCCAAUAAAGUUGAUGAAAAUGUUGUGGAGGUAGAUGAAAAUGUUGAAGAUGAGGAAGUAGUUGAAAAAGAGAGUGAUCAAGGUGUAGUUGAAAAUGAAAAGAAGAAAAAAACAGAGGGAGAAAAAAGUGAGAAGUUAAUAGAUGAAGACUCGAUCUUAAGAAAGUCUAAGAGCCAAAUUUUGAAGGAUGGGGAUGAACCACAAAUUAUCCCAUCUUAUGUGAAGCUUCCCUACCCUCAUCUAGCCAAAAAGAAGAAGAAGGAGGAAGGACAAUUCAAGAAAUUCAUGCAACUCUUCUCACAACUUCAGGUGAAUAUUCCUUUUGGUGACGCUCUUGAUCAAAUGCCGGUGUAUGCUAAAUUCAUGAAAGAAAUGUUAACGGGGAGAAGAAAACCAAAAGAUGAUGAGAACAUCUCUCUUUCCGAGAAUUGUAUUGCUAUUCUCCAAAGGAAACUUCCUCCUAAGCUUAAAGAUCCUGGUGCUUUUACUAUUCCUUGCUCCAUUGGGCCGGUAGACAUUGGAAGAGCUUUAUGUGAUUUAGGGGCAAGCAUCAAUUUGAUGCCCCUUUCAAUGAUGAAGAAGCUUGGAGGUGGGGAGCCAAAACCUACAAGAAUGACUCUCACUUUAGCUGAUCGGUCAAUCUCCUAUCCGUAUGGUGUGCUUGAACAUGUGCUAGUUAAAGUGAACGAUCUAAUAUUUCCUGCUGACUUUGUAAUCUUGGAUAUGGCUGAAGAUGAAGAUAUGCCUCUUAUUCUAGGGAGACCAUUCCUUGCAAUAGGCCGUGCUUUGAUUGAUGUUGAAAUGGGGUAG
Molecule: messenger RNA, 1170 nt
Organism: Medicago truncatula (barrel medic)
Lineage: Eukaryota; Viridiplantae; Streptophyta; Magnoliopsida; Fabales; Fabaceae
Exons: 1
Coding region: 1-1170 (389 amino acids)
Source: RefSeq, a predicted model, not a curated record